Capsicum annuum is the source of this 803-nucleotide messenger RNA. RefSeq names its product multiprotein-bridging factor 1c. Bases 195 to 626 code for a protein of 143 amino acids. The transcript has a single exon. Gene Ontology annotation, cellular component: nucleus. The record is from RefSeq and is a predicted model, not a curated record. Gene Ontology annotation, molecular function: DNA binding. NCBI's taxonomy places the organism in Eukaryota, Viridiplantae, Streptophyta, Magnoliopsida, Solanales, Solanaceae.
CUCUUACCAUUCCAAUUAUUUUAUCCAUAAAAAUUUUUUAAAUCUAAAAAUGUAACAGUGAUCCAUAUUUGACUAGAACCUUCCAGAUUGCCAUUGUCCUCCAUAUAUAAUUACACCUUGUUCUUCCUUUUCUUCCCACCAUUCAAUCUUUCCAACUAGCAAAAACCAUUAACAAAUCCAUCAACACAACGAAAAUGCCGAUGCGACCAACAGGAGGGCUGAAACAAGAGUGGGAACCAAUCGUUCUCCAAAAAACAAAAACAAAGGCACAAGACCUGAAAAAUCCAAAAGCGGUAAACCAAGCAUUACGUACCGGAGCACCGGUUCAAACCGUAAAGAAAUUCGACGCCGGUUUGAACAAGAAGACGGCGGCUGUUAAUGCUAGGAAGCUGGAUGAGGCGGCGGAACCAGCAGCGCUUGAGAAAGUGCCUGUGGAUGUGAGACAAGCGAUACAGAAAGCGAGGAUUGAGAAGAAGAUGAGUCAAGCUGAUUUAGCCAAGCAGAUUAAUGAACGAACGCAGGUUGUUGCAGAGUAUGAGAAUGGUAAGGCGGUGCCUAAUCAACUUGUGUUGGGGAAAAUGGAGAAAGUGCUUGGUGUUAAACUCAGAGGCAAAAAUCACAAGUGAAAAGAAAAGUGUGUGUGAUCAUAUGGGAAAGUUGUAGUUGUUUAUUGUUGUGCAUGAUAAUAUGCUAGAUGUUGUAGUUCUUUAUUGUUGUGCAUGAUAAUAUGCUGGAUUCUCCGCGUGAGAUGCUAAGAAUUUUAGUAUUUGUAAUGUAAAAUAAACUUUGAUUUUUUUGUUUCA